This is a messenger RNA of Pseudogymnoascus destructans, 1392 nucleotides long. It is a transcript of the gene CAR2, whose product is annotated as ornithine aminotransferase. The record is from RefSeq and is a predicted model, not a curated record. Gene Ontology annotation, cellular component: cytoplasm. The transcript has a single exon. Gene Ontology annotation, molecular function: pyridoxal phosphate binding; L-ornithine transaminase activity; identical protein binding. NCBI's taxonomy places the organism in Eukaryota, Fungi, Ascomycota, Leotiomycetes, Thelebolales, Thelebolaceae. Bases 1 to 1392 code for a protein of 463 amino acids.
AUGGCUCCUCAUGCAGAUGGACUUGCUGGUAAAGGCCAGGCCGCUGCGAAGCUGACCGGCCAAUACCAUGCCACAUCCAGCGCCAGCGCCAUCGAGGCAGAGGGCAAGUACGCCGCACACAACUACCACCCGCUCCCCAUCGUCUUUGCGCGCGCUAGCGGCUCUGACGUCUGGGACCCGGAGGGAAAGCACUACCUAGACUUCCUAUCCGCAUACAGCGCCGUGAACCAGGGCCACUGCCACCCCGAGCUGGUGAAGGCGCUCUGCGACCAGGCCCAGCGCCUCACCCUCACCUCGCGCGCCUUCUACAACGACGUCUUCCCCAAAUGGGCCGAGAAGAUGAAGGACGUCUUCGGGUACGACAUGGUGCUCCCCGUCAACACCGGCGCAGAGGCCGUUGAGACCGCGCUCAAGAUCGCGCGCAAGUGGGGUUAUAAGUCCAAGGGCAUCCCACAAGACAAGGCACUCAUCUUCGCCGCCGCGGACAACUUCCACGGCCGCACGCUGGGCGCCAUCACCCUCUCCACCGACCCCGACUCCCGCACCAACUACGGGCCCUACGUGCCCAACAUCGGCGCCGUGAACCCCACCACCGGCAAGGAGAUCCGCUACAACAACGUCCAAGACAUCGAGGACGUGCUCGCCGUGCACGGCAAGGAGACCGCCGCCAUCCUCCUCGAGCCCAUCCAGGGCGAGGCCGGUGUCGUCGUCCCAGAUGACGAUUACCUAACCCGCGUGCACGCGCUGUGCAAGCAACACAACGUCCUCCUCAUCAUCGACGAGAUCCAGACGGGCAUCGGACGCACGGGCCGCAUGCUGUGCAGCGAGUGGUCGAACAUCACGCCCGACCUUGUGACGCUGGGCAAGGCGCUCUCGGGGGGCAUGUACCCCGUAGCCUGCGUGCUUGGGCGGUCUGAGAUCAUGUUGACCGUCGAGCCUGGGACGCACGGAUCGACGUACGGCGGCAACCCGCUGGGUUGCGCGGUGUCGAUGCGUGCGCUCGAGGUGAUGGAGGAGGAGGGGCUGACUGCGCGCGCCGAGAAGCUGGGUGAGGUGCUCAGGAAGGGGCUGAGGGCGAUUGAUUCGCCGAUGGUGAAGUUGGUUAGGGGGAGGGGGCUGCUGAAUGCGAUUAUCAUCGAUGAGGCGCAUACGGGCGGGCACACGGCGUGGGAUCUGUGUAUGCUGAUGAAGAGUAAGGGACUGUUGGCGAAGCCGACGCAUGAGAAUAUCAUUCGGUUUGCGCCGCCGUUGGUGAUUUCCGAAGAGGAUAUGCAGAAGGCGUUGGGGAUUAUUAGGGAGGCUAUGCAGGAGCUGCCGACGCUGAAGGGGGAGAAAGAGGAUGAGGUUAUCCCGGCGGCGGAUAGGAAUGUCAAGAUCCACCUUGACGAUUAG